ACGUGACCAAAACAGGAACCAAGAGAAUGGGACUAGUAGACUCUAAACACAGCAGAUCUCACCUUUGGGAUGAAAAUAUUCUGUACGUUAAACAGUAAUCACUGGAGUCUGAUAAUUAUGAAGAUGGCUGUGAUUUUUUUUCUGGGGGUGAUUUUAUAUGGCGCAAUGAAUUCACAAUUUACUGUUGCAUUAAAAACAGAUUGUCGAUUAAUGGGAAGACCUCUGUUCAAACUGGAUUUGUCUUGGCCUAAAUACACUGAGGAGUUUACUGGUGAAGCAUUUGGGGUGGCCGUUAACCAAGUAUCUGGUUUGGUAUAUGUUGCUCAGAGAGGAGAGAAUGUAGCGAAAGUACUUGUCUUUAACAUAGAUGGAGACUUCAUGCAAGCUUGGAAUACCACAACUUUAGAGAUGCCCCAUGGAAUUUUCCUUGCUGGUGCACUUACCAACCCUUCGGUGUGGAUUACAGAUGUUGGAACAGGUCCGUAUGGCCAUACAGUUAAGCAGUACACUCCUUCAGGGAAGCUUCUGCAGAUUCUGGGCACGCCUGGGAAAGCAGGGUCGGGUGUGAAUCCACUUCAGUUCGAUCAGCCGGCAGAGAUCUUUGUCCAUACCUCUGGGGAAAUCUACAUUGUGGACGGGGAUGGAGGCAUGAACAACCGUCUGAUUAAGUUAUCGGAAGAUCUCCAGGUAGUGUGGGUGCAUGGGGAGGAAGGCCAGGAGCUGGCACAGUUUCACAUUCCCCAUAGUGUGGCCGUGGAUAGCUAUCAGAGGGUAUGGGUGGCUGAUCGAGGAAACAAGAGAAUCCAAGUGUUCAAUUCAGUGACAGGAGACUGGCUCGGCACAUGGGGAAGCUGCUUUAGUGAAGAUGGACCAUACUCAGUUAGGCAAACUUCGGAUCAGAAGUAUUUUGUUGUGGUUCAGCUGAACAGUAACCGGAUCACCCUGCUGGAAGCUCCUCCAAUCGGAGUGAUCGGUCAGUGUCAUGUGGUCAGUGUCAUCCAGCUGGCUGAGGAUGUGAAGCCCCACCUGGUUGACAUUGACCUCAAAACAGGAGCGUUAUAUGUGGCAGAGAUUGGUGCGCAGCAGGUUCAAAAGUUUAUGCCUUACACUCUAGACAGAAAAAGGGCCUCUGAAACUCCUUUCAAGGCAUGACAAGCUGAUCAAAUACAAAAUGUCACCCAUAAAGAAUGCUUAGAAUAGCAAUAUUUUCAUAUUGUUUGUGUAAAUAUAUCGUUUUAAUGUCGUUUUACAAAUGUGUAUGUCGAUUCUGUCAAGUAAUUUUCUUGCACCUCACCAAGCACCCCUUCUCUCAGUAUUUCCCCCACCCAAAGCAUUUGGACGAGGCUCCCAGUAAGUGCAAGAGGAUAUGCACAGAUAAUCAAGUAUUUAGAUAACCAUUUGCAGAAUAACUAUUCCAAUAUUAGUAUCACCAUUUGAUUAUUAUCAAUACACAUUCCCAUAUCACAACUGACAAUAAAGAAAUGUACUGUUCAAGA
Messenger RNA from Clupea harengus (Atlantic herring), 1496 nucleotides. It is a transcript of the gene nhlrc3, whose product is annotated as NHL repeat containing 3. Gene Ontology annotation, molecular function: protein binding. NCBI's taxonomy places the organism in Eukaryota, Metazoa, Chordata, Actinopteri, Clupeiformes, Clupeidae. The record is from RefSeq and is a predicted model, not a curated record. Gene Ontology annotation, cellular component: extracellular region.